AUGGCUAAGAACAACUUACGAAUUCACAAUGCCUUCUCAGUUCUUACUAAGAAUCAAUUGAAUGAGUUGGUCAAAUCCUUUCACAUAGAUCCUCGAUUCUGCCCUCAACUUCACUCUCUAAAUCAAACCAUCACCAACCCCCGACUAGGUUGUGUGGGAGUGUAUUCUAUCUUCUUCAAAUCAGGCUUGCAACUUCUAUCUAUUCCCUUAUUUGGGAUCAUCCUUGAUUACUACAAGGUCCAUAUUGCCCAGAUAACCACUACCGACUUCCUGAAGAUCAUGUGUUUCAUGUUACUAUGCAGAGCCUUAGAUAUUCCUCCUUCUCUUUCCUUCUUUCGAUACCUAUAUGUUCCCAUAUUUACCAAGGAUUGGGUCUAUUUCUCCCUCCGUUGUGGAGGGAUUAGCAUAUGCAACGGUCUUCCUUCUUUCAUCACAAAGUGGAAAGAAGAGUUCUUCUUUGUUUAUGCUUCAGCCAUAGCUGGUCACCCUGGGGAAUCAAUUAUAGGCUUGGCUAACCUAGGUAGUAAUUAUGGGUCUUCUGUUGCAACCACAGUCCCCACUUUAAGGGGCGAUAAUCUUACUCUGUUGGAGCGCCUUCGCUGGAAACACCGGUCCAAGACUGUAAAAAGGGGGAGCUCAUCCGCCACUAAGUCUGAUUCUCCUUAUGAUGUAGAUGUUAUGGGUGAGUCUGGGGAGAGGUGGGAUUCGACUAUCCAUGAUAGUCUAUUAAUAUCUACUGGUACCGCACUGUUAUCUUCUGAAAAUCUUCAUGGAAAACCUCCACCAGUUCCUACGUACCCCUCGUUAGAAAGAGCUUCUAGUGCUACUUUUACCAAACCUCCCAAGCGUAAGGUGAGACCUUCAUACUCUUCAUCCAUUGGUGUCGUUUUACCUGGAUCUUCCCCUAAUAAAAUGCGCACUUCACGCUCUUCUCCCGAUCAGGGCCAGGGGGUUGUAGACCUUGUACUUGGCCUUCCACCAUCGAACUUUCUUUAUCUGGUGAAGCUCUUGAAAACUACUCAGUAA
Molecule: messenger RNA, 1026 nt
Organism: Lactuca saligna
Lineage: Eukaryota; Viridiplantae; Streptophyta; Magnoliopsida; Asterales; Asteraceae
Source: the annotation of a GenBank genome assembly